Messenger RNA from Diaporthe amygdali, 3069 nucleotides. RefSeq names its product sodium/calcium exchanger protein. The transcript is spliced from 2 exons. Gene Ontology annotation, cellular component: membrane. Bases 1 to 3069 code for a protein of 1022 amino acids. Gene Ontology annotation, molecular function: monoatomic cation transmembrane transporter activity. The record is from RefSeq and is a predicted model, not a curated record. Gene Ontology annotation, biological process: monoatomic cation transport; transmembrane transport; intracellular calcium ion homeostasis. NCBI's taxonomy places the organism in Eukaryota, Fungi, Ascomycota, Sordariomycetes, Diaporthales, Diaporthaceae.
AUGGAUAAAUCCAAGAAUGGCCGGCCACGGUACAAUCCGAGGCCGUUAUGCGCGACCGUCCUCCUCAUGACUUUGCUGGCCACGUAUUCUCUCUUCCUGAAAGACUGGUCGCCCAAAUCGGCCGCGCCAGCCAAACUCUUUGCGAGGGAUGAAGAAGUGGUCUGCGAUGAUGUCUACCAGGCCCAGGAUCAGUGCGCAUUCGUGCGCGCACAUUGCCUCGAAGAUGAGCCCGGCUUGGUCUCCUAUCUCACCUUUUACUUCUGCACUCUUGCCAAGGUUAAACCUAUAGCCUUUAUGCUUCUAGCACUCUGGCUCGGCCUGCUCUUCUCCACCAUCGGGAUCGCCGCGAGCGACUUCUUCAGUGUCAACCUCAGCACCAUCGCAAGCGUUCUUGGCCUGCCAGAAAGUCUGGCUGGCGUCACCUUUUUGGCUUUUGGGAAUGGCUCGCCCGACGUCUUCAGCACCUUUGCCGCCAUGAACUCUAACAGCGGUAGCAUGGCCAUAGGCGAGUUGAUCGGGGCAGCUGGCUUUAUCACCGCUGUUGUUGCUGGCUCGAUGGCUCUAGUCCGCGAGUUCAAGGUCAGCAGGAAGACCUUCGUGCGCGACAUUGUCUUCUUCAUCCUUGCUGUGAGCUUCACAAUGCUAUUCCUCACGGAUGGUAAGAUACAUCUCUGGGAGUGUGCAUUCAUGAUCGGCUUCUACGUCUUCUACGUCUGCUUUGUGGUCGGGUGGCAUUGGUUCUCCUCGAGAAGGCAGAAGAGGCGCACUAAGGAAGCGGCUUCACACAACCACUACUCAGGUGCUUCCAUUCAGGCUGGGGAUGAGAUUGAGCCUUAUCAUGAUGAUUCUGGUGAUGACGAAGAUGACGAUAGGGUGGGUUCACGCAGAGCGUCCAGUCACUUGCCAGACAUCAGCGCUUUGGAAAAUGGCCCCCGGAUCAAUGCCGACGGGUCAUCGCAGGACGACGAAGAUGAUGAUGAUCAAAAGCGACAUAUUGCGUCCGAGAUGACGAGCAGCAUGCGUGUUAACCGUCCUCGUGGCAGAAGAAGCCACACUACUAUCACUCCUAUCCGGCCGAGCUUGGUAGGAGCACUCGAGUUCAGGUCGAUAUUAUCCUCCUUGCAAAGGUCUCGGAAUAUGCGUAUGGCUCCAUUGACUCGAGGCUACUCCGACUACAAUUCUGCAGGCCUUCUGGCUCGCAGGAGCACGGAUUUGCUACAGUUUGAGGCAGACAACGACGACACAACAGCACAAACACAACCUUCGCUGACUAGGGACAGGGCGUUGUCGUCUGGAGAUGUGCCCCGUAACUUUCAGAAUGAGGAUAUAAUUAGUCCUCCGAUGCUCAAGGCCGACCCGGCAACGGAAGAGACGUCCGGCCAUUUUGGAGAUGCGGCACAGGGGCGCGCAUGUAAAAGCCCUUCGGUCUCAACUUCGCACAUGCUCAGGCCAGUGGACCAACGUGCGGCUGGCGAGGGGGGGAGGGAAAGAACACCCAGCCCUGCGGUCCCAACCACGAUAGGUGGUCGUCUUGCACCGCCCGACAUUCGCCCGCGGCUGGCCGCACAGCCUCCAGAGCUGGUCCCAGAGCACCCGGAGCCCACGAGGCCCAAAGCUUCCACCCCAGCCCUUUCUCUGCAGAUACCAAGCCCGAAGUUAGGGCCAAGUCAAACCUCAUCGCCGGCUUUGUCGCCUUUUCCUGGUUACCACGACUCGCCCGUUCAUGAUGGGCGACGGUCUCCACAACGGGGACGGUCACACUCGGUAUUGGCUCCACAUUCGGUUCUGGAGGACCAUAUUCCGGGCCUUGACCUUCCUGAAUCUCCAAAGCCUGUAAGGUGGUGGCCCUACAGCAUGCUGCCACCUCCACAUGUUCUGUGGCGAAUCAUGUUGCCGACUAUGCAAGGUUGGCGGGAGAAAAGCAUAUGGGACAAACUAUUCAGCGUCUUUUCAGCGCCAACCGUGUUCUUCUUGGUUGCUACACUGCCAGUCGUCGAGACUGAGGAUCAUUGCGAUGAUGCAACGUCGGAAGAUGGCCUCCAGUCGUCUCAGAUUCCUAACGGUCUGGGUAUCAACCCCCCUGCUAUUGCAGUAGAAAAUCAGACCGCGGUUCGGCCAGAGACGGAAUGGCAAGAAUACAGAAGGCGCUCGCGGUCUACAAGGUCUCGAUCAUCGAGUGCUUCGCGAUACGCCUUGAGCGUUGGUGUUACGCCCGAGCUGGAAAAUCAUCAGGAAUUCCCAGGCUUUCUGCCUCCUCCAAAUCCGCAAAUUGGGCAGCCAAUGUCGGUGUCAGGAGUUGGUUCAGAGCCCACGACACUGGAUGACGAGUCUGGCUCUUGGAACAGAUGGCUCGUCGCGCUUCAGCUUUUCACAGGUCCCCUAUUCACCAUGUUCAUAGUAUGGGCCAAGUACAUGGAUCAACCAGUCAAGACUCUGGUGAAGAUGAUCCUGUAUUCGCUUCUGACCUCUCUCAUCCUCCUCGCCGUGCUGCUUCUUUCUACGUCACCGACCACGAAACCGCGAUACCACUUCCUCUUCUGCUUUCUCGGCUUCAUCAUCGCUAUUGCAUGGAUCUCGACGAUAGCCGAGGAAGUCGUCGGAGUCCUAAAAGCGGUUGGCGUCAUCCUCGGCAUGUCCGAAGCAAUCCUCGGCUUGACAAUUUUCGCCGUGGGUAACUCGGUCGGCGACCUAGUCGCCGAUAUCACGGUCGCGCGUUUGGGUUAUCCUGUCAUGGCUUUAUCGGCUUGUUUCGGCGGACCAAUGCUGAACAUCCUCCUUGGCAUUGGACUUGGAGGAACGUACAUGAGUAUCAAGGGCGCGAACCACCAUCACAAGAAGCAUCCAGACGAGCCUCUUCAUUACAAAGCCUACCACAUCCAAGUCACAGGCACCUUGUUCAUAUCCGCCAUCACGGUCCUAGUGACGCUCAUCACACUCCUCGUCCUGGUCCCCACCAACAAGUGGAUGAUGACAAGGAAGAUCGGGCUGACCUUGAUAACGCUGUGGACUGUGAGCACCAUUGUCAACGUUAUUGUUGAAGUGACGGGGGUAUGGUCCGCUGUAGCUUGA